AUGAUGGAAAUAGGUUCCACAUUCUUAGCUUUACCUGGUUCCCAUCUGCCCAUACAGCCUUACUUGCUUUUUCGUAGAUCUCAGGGGAGACUACUCCAGGCCCUGGUGCUUCCCUGGUAUCCUAUUGAGGAGGAGUUAAAGCCCCAGCAGUUUCCAGAAGCUAAAGUGUUUCAGCCAAAGGAGAUGGAAAAUUGGCUAGAGGAGGCAAGGGUGGAAGGACAGUCUCCUCCUGAUAGAGGAGCAAAAAAGCUUGCACACAGGGGAAUCUCAUCAUCUUUGCCAGAUCUCUGGACUUUGGGAACAAGAAGGGUUCAGGGAGGUUUUACUGUCAUACCCACAGGAUGCCAGCCAUUGAUCUUUUCUCUUGUGGUCACCUUUUUUUUCUGUCUUUGUGAGGAGAAGUCAGAAGAGGAAAGCAUAGUGACCAGGUGUCUGACAAAUUAUUCUCAGGACCCAGUGAUCUUUGAGGAUGUGGCUGUGGAAUUCACCCAGGAGAAGUGGAUUUUGCUGGAUCAAACUCAGAGAAGGCUGUGCAGAAAUGUGAUGCUGGAGAACUACAAGAGUCUGGCUGCAAUAGAUUGGGAGAUUUGUCUUAAUACCAAAUGGUCAGUGUCUCAGCAUAAUAUUUUGCAGGGGAAAACACCCAGUGUGGUAGAAAUGGAGAGAAGCCAUACUGGAGAGGAACUGUUUAAUUUUAAACGUUGGGAAGAAGCCUUGAGGGGGAGGGGAAAGAUGGCGGAGGAGUAG
Molecule: messenger RNA, 747 nt
Organism: Mirounga angustirostris (Northern elephant seal)
Lineage: Eukaryota; Metazoa; Chordata; Mammalia; Carnivora; Phocidae
Exons: 4
Coding region: 1-747 (248 amino acids)
Biological process (GO): regulation of DNA-templated transcription
Source: RefSeq, a predicted model, not a curated record